AUGGACAUCCUCCUCCUGUUGAUGCUGCCCUUCUGGGCUGCACAGACAACUCAGCUUUGUGACUUGUUCUUUGGGACUUUCAGCCAUAUGUUUGGGGUUGUUUUCAAGCUCAACUACUACUGUGGGAUCUUUCUGCUGGUUUGCAUCAGUCUUCAAAACUAUCUGUCAUCCAUCCAUGGCAUCCAGUUAUAUUCCCACGGGAGGCGCUGGUUAGUUCACAUCAGCUGCCUGUUAGUCUGGCUUAUCUCUGUCCUCCUCACUGCACCUGACUGGAUUUUCCUGGUGGGUAAAAAUAAUUACACAGAAGAUAAUACUUGUGUUAAUAUUUACCCUCAAUCUGGAACUGACUGGCAGUUGUGGUCACGCCUGCUCCACCACAUAUUUGGCUUGGUGCUACCUGGACUCAUGUUGAUGAUCUUUUGCUCACAUAUGCUACGGUGGCAGUGCAGCUGUAAUGGCCUCCCAAUCCCGAGAAAUGUCACCGUCAUCCUGUCUCUGGUGGUCGUAUUCUGUCUGUGUUGGAUGCCGUACAACUUCAUACUUGUUUUGGACACUCUCCAGAACAGACUUCGGGAUCCUCCUAACGAUUCACAGGAAGGUUCUGAAAGUUCACUAAAAACCCUUCUCAUGGUCACCUCUGCGUUAGGCUGCCUUCACGCCAGCCUGAGGCCUCUGCUGUAUCUCGGCCUGUGUGGAAACUUCAGGCAACACUUACUGGCCAUGCUGAGAUGUAGUAAAACUGAACCAAAAGGCUCACUCUGGGAUCUUGGUGUAGGCCAGAGACAGCAGCCUGAUCACGGUCAGGAUCAACAGCAAGAGCUGGAACGGAUGAUGGCUGUAGAGAAUCUGUUAGCUUAGUGAAGAUNAACAGAUUUUGACUCAGAUGUAAGUAGAACAACUUUACACUCCUGAGAGGAAGUGAAUUCAGUUUCAUGUCAUGAGUUCAAGGGCUGGAGGAUGUUAUUCUGUGUAACUGACAAACAGAUGUUUAUAUAUAAAAAUGACUCUCACAUUCCACACAUGCAUCAUGGUGACAUAUGCUCACCCAAAAGGGUUAAAAGUAGAUAUCUGUAAGUAUCUGUAUGAUGAAGACGAUGAGCUGAAACAGAUGAUGGGUGUAGAGAACCAGUCAGUUUAGGGAAGAUGAACAGAGAAACAUACUCUCAUGUGAUCAUGAUGAUGUUACUGUCAUGGUACUGGUUCAUUGUCCCACAGCUUUGAGUUUAUUUAGGUCCAUGACGUAUUUUGUAGAAUGUGUUUUUGCAGUGUUUGGUCUUGUUCUUUCUUUAUAGAGUUAUUGCUAUUCUUAUGUUCAGUUUGAAGCCCUGAUGUCUAUUGAUUUUUUUUUCCUUUCGGGUCCUGUUUGCCUUGGUAAUGCCUCUGCGUGUCCUCCUCAGUAUCUCCUGCGUUAUUUGGCCACCCAGUAGAGUCUGUCUUGUCUUGUUUAUUUGCCCGUUUCCACAGGCAUGUGGGCAUCUGUGUGUGUGUCUGGUUUCCCUCACCCUCUCUGUCCCUCACUCUCACCCUCGUUCUGUGUCUCCCUAGUCGUGUCUCUGAGUUUCGUCUCCCUUUGCUUACAUGUUCUUGCCUGGGUCUCUAUGUGAGUGUCACUUGUUGUUUUAUUUUGACAGUACCUUAUCUCAUGUGUGUUAUGUUCAGUUUGGCUUCCCUUGUUUUGUCAGAUUUGUUCCUGAUGUCUUUCCACCUGUUGUCCAUCCUCUCCUAAUCCGGUGUAUUUAAGUCCUCAGAUUGUUUCUGUUUGUUGUCCGUCUUUGUGUUGGUCCUCCUGUCAUGGAGCCUGAGGGGCAGCACUGAUAGUCGCCAGUAUUUUUACAUCUUGAUUUCACUGUUGUAGCAUGAGUACUGGGAAUGUCCAGACAGGAGACCGGAUGACAACAGCAUGUAGUGUUGUUUGUUUUUGUUGGCAGAUUUUAAUCCUGCUCUAAAUGUGUCUUAUGCUUAAAACUGAUUCACAAAUAUUUUAAAAAGAAUUAUAGUGGAAUAGUCUUUAACCUGACUAGCAAUAAAAUAAGUUUGCAUUUAAAAUGUUUACUUUUCUUUUGUUUACAUAGCAGAUUUUUGCUCAAAAUGUGUGCUUAUGUCUGAAACAUUUUUUCUCAUUUUGCACAUAUUACACUGCACAUUUCUAAGAUUUUAUAUUUUUUUAAAGUGUUAAGUCUUUUGUUUGUUUGGGGGUUUUUUUGUUUGUUUGUUUCGUUUUUUACAGCUCAGCAAAUUAAGAUUCAGAAACUCACUAACAUACAACCAAAACACCUUUUAGAUCAAUAAUGGCAUUUUCAAAUUACAUGCAUUAUUAUUAUGUCACUUAAAUUAAGUGGAAACGCUGUUAUGUGCUUUGUGUUUUACAACCCUACAUUCUUGUUUAAGAUAACCUCAGAGAAGCUAUAAGUCAGGAAAGGUAGCUGUCGUAGCUGUGUUUGCACGCUGCAAAGUGGCUCUACUUUUAGCAUCACACCUGCCACCAUUUCCUUCAGAAUGCACUGUCAAGAUUCUUUCUGUGUCUCUAAUAUAUCUCUUAUAUCUUCUGCAGAUAUGCUUUGAUGUUAAUUAUUUUCUAUAUACCAAAAUGUAUCAAAUAAUAAUAAUUGUGAAAUAAAAGGAAAAGGAUACAUAAUGUUCAAUGUGUAAUGUGUAUUUCUUUUCAGGGUCCACAACCAGCCUGAUAAAACUGUGUUCUUUUAGCUGGAAACAAAGUAAAGCUCUUUGUUUUUCUUGGUGAAUUUUUUAUUUUAGAAAAUUGCAUGCGUGCAAAAGAGCCCCAGGUUGGUACUGUCCCAUGUCUAGACACGAUGGGACAAGUGCAUCAGGGUAUUUGGCAUUUAAACAAAACAAACAAGUUUAAAAACAAAAACAAAAACAGCCAUAUCAAAUACGCAGAUACACUUGCUGUUAUGGCCCUUUAGGAAAUAAGAGUGUGGGAAAAUACCAUAUAUAGUGUAAAAAAAACUCCCUGACACAAAGUUUGGAGCUGAGAUGUUCUGGGUAUGAUGAUGGAAAGAGAAACCUCAGAAGAGGUUGUUAUUUUUUUUAAUCUUCUGUACCUUGUAGCUGACAUCAGGUCUGGCUUGAUUACAGAAUUAUGUCAUUUUAUUACACCUCAAAUUAUUUUUGAGGGGAUUUCCUUACUCUUUUACUUAGAAUGGUGAAAGUGUAGUCAUACAAACGAGGUGGAGGAGGGUCAAACAUUACAGUAAGAAAGUAAAGGCUCAGAUGAGGACGUACCAGCUUUUGAGCCUGAAAAGAGGGAACACGAUGGCCUCCAAAGUCCAUUGUGGGUAAGAAGUAGUGUACAAGCUAGGGCUCUGAAGUUGUGAAAUUUGGUUUCUCAACUGGCAUAUACACACUGACCUGUGCAGGGAGUCAAUCCG
Molecule: messenger RNA, 3389 nt
Organism: Haplochromis burtoni (Burton's mouthbrooder)
Lineage: Eukaryota; Metazoa; Chordata; Actinopteri; Cichliformes; Cichlidae
Product: C-X-C chemokine receptor type 3-like
Exons: 4
Coding region: 1-858 (285 amino acids)
Biological process (GO): immune response; G protein-coupled receptor signaling pathway
Cellular component (GO): membrane
Molecular function (GO): G protein-coupled receptor activity
Source: RefSeq, a predicted model, not a curated record